Austrofundulus limnaeus is the source of this 2653-nucleotide messenger RNA. It is a transcript of the gene ptx3a, whose product is annotated as pentraxin 3, long a. The record is from RefSeq and is a predicted model, not a curated record. Gene Ontology annotation, biological process: innate immune response. The transcript has 4 exons. Gene Ontology annotation, molecular function: complement component C1q complex binding. Lineage: Eukaryota; Metazoa; Chordata; Actinopteri; Cyprinodontiformes; Rivulidae. Bases 198 to 1565 code for a protein of 455 amino acids.
UGAAAAGGAGAGUGGCAGACCUGCAGCUCUGGAGAAAGUGAGACAGAAAAGAAGCACAGGACACGCGCAGAUAAAAGCUCACUUAACUUUUACUUACAACACACACACUAAGUCAGACAGAGAGGCGAGGAGCGAACCURAAGCUGAGCAGACACUCUUUGUCACACAUCACAUCCCUCUUAUCAGGCUGCAGCAAGAUGUUUCUCUGGAGGCUCCUCGAGGCUGUGUGUUUGUUGUCGGUGUGUGUGUACGCAUCUUUCAUCUAUGACGAUGGCCUCGAUACCAACUACCCAUUUGAGAACGAAAUAACACAGGCGGAGACAACGCAACCCACAGAGAGCUCAGCCCCCUGCAGUUCUGGAGAUCUGACCAAAUGGGACAAACUUUUCUCCAUGCUGGAGAACAGUCAGAUGAGGGAGAACAUGCUGCUGCAGUACACCAGUGACAUUGUCAAGGUGGAGAUGGGAUCACUGCGCGACGAAAUGCUCAAGUUUGUAGCCCAGUACAGUGGGUCCUGUGGGGCUGCAGUGGAGACGGCAGGAAGACAGAUGAACUUGCAGAUGGAGGCUCGUCUCAGAGAAACUCUGGAGCAGCAGAAACAUGGCGACCUGACCUCUGCUGCUAGUGGUAAAUCUGCCGGGGAUCCCGACCAACUGGAGGCCACGCUGCAGCAGCUCCUGACCGCGGCACGUACACAAGCUUCUCGACUCGCUAAGAUGGAGAGCAGCUGCCUCGGCAGCUCCGGAGCUGGGGUGGGCGUGAACACCAAGAGUGGAUUUCACCUCCGAGGGGAUGGUCCCACUGGCCACAGUGAACAAGAGGUGACGUCAGCGGAGGCGGCUUUAGACGACGUGCUGGCAGCCCUGCAGGUGGUGAAGGGAGAACUGGAAGAACUGAAGUCGUCAAGGCAAACAUCCCUACCUGCAGGUUGUGAGAUGGCGCUGCUCUUCCCUAUGCGCUCUCGUCGCAUCUACACCGCCGUCCUCCCAGAUGUCUCUCUGUCCCUGUCCUCCUUCACUGCCUGCAUGUGGGUCAAGCCAACCACCGUCUCCAACAAAACUGUGCUCCUCUCCUACGGAAACCGCCGGAACCCAUACGAGAUCCAGCUGCUUCUUGGYCACACCUCCGCCCUUUUCACUGUUGGGGGAGAAGCCCACCUGGUGGAGGCAGGGCGUGUGGCGAACCCGGGACAGUGGAUCCACCUGUGCGGAGCUUGGUCCUCUGAGCAGGGCCUGGCGACUCUGUGGGCCGACGGGCGCAAGGCGGCGUCCUCACCCGGGGUGGCUGAGGGCCACGUCUUGCCCGCCGGAGGCACGCUCCAGCUGGGGCAGGAGAGGAACGGCUGCUGCGGGAGCGGCGCCACGGGCUUCGAGGCCACGUUUGAUCCCGAGCUGGCGUUUGCUGGGAAGAUGACCGGGGUGAACGUGUGGGACAGGGUGCUCUCAGAGGAGGAAAUAUCCCAGCUGGCUUCGCAGCAAGGUCAGGGCUGUCAGCAGAAGGGGAGCACGGUAGCGUGGGGCGUGACGGAGAUGGUGCCGCACGGAGGGGCUCAAUUCAUCUACUGAUUCAUCCACUUUGUCAUCAUAUUCAACCCCUGCAUAAAAAUUAGUAAGAUUUCAAGCUGAAAUGGACACUUAAAGCGUAUUUUAUCAACAUUGUUACUAUCAUGUUUUAUCUGUUUGAUUACGAAAACGGGAAUUUUGUAAAUCCUUUUAUUAUAUUUUCGUGAAAACUAAAUAGGAAAAAGCCAAUGCUGUGAGAGAUUGCCGUUUUUAUAUAUAUAUAUAUAUAUUUUUUUUACAUAUCAUUUUAAAUUCUUUCCAUUACGCAAACACGUAAAUACUCUUACUUCCAGCUUAGAACAUUUGCAUUGUUCCAGGAAACAUGUCGUGAUCACCAUUCACAAAAACUUACUUAAAGCAGCUUCUAAGCCACUAAACAAAGWAAUGACCAAGACCAAGAUAAAGAGAAGGUCCCAGACAAGAAGGAGAGACAAUCUUUUGACUGUAGGAUGAUGUCAUUCCAUUUCCUUUUAAAGGUUUGUACAAAAAUGGUAAGUGCAAUUAGGCAGAAGAUUAAAACUCAUUUCUACACGUAUACAAAUAAAACAAAAGCAUUUGCUUUCCUUAGCCAUGUCAUUAUUACAUUGUUACAACUGCAAGCAAAUAAAACUCAAUAACCAAUCAUUGUUUUCCACUACAGUCAUAUACAUGUGAUACAUGCGUGAUUUAAAAAAUGCUGUACUUGCCUUUAUUCUAAGCACAAAAACUUUAAAUAAUCUGUUAUUGUUUUGUUAUGAUUUUUCUAAAUAUGUGAAAGAUUUCAACGCAUUUUUUAAUGUUACAAACCUUAAACUUAUUAAAGCUUUUACAUGAAUAUGUGACAUAAAGUUCAGUUUUUGUUCCAUUUAAUUGCAGGAUUAUAUGUAAAACUGUUUAUUCUAGAUGUGUUUUAAGAUUGUGAGGAAAAUGUUUACAUUCUCAUCUUGUAUUUCUAAUCUUGUAUAGCUAAGUUGUUUGUUUUGUACUGUAUAUUGUUACUGUUCAUGUGAAAAGAUAAAAAUGAAUGUAUUUUGUAUAUAAAUAUUUUUGCAUAGCAUAUAUGGGUGAAUGGAAAGCAAAGUAUGAAUAAACAUUUCAAGUUUAGGUAUUUA